Messenger RNA from Linum tenue, 1450 nucleotides. The record is from the annotation of a GenBank genome assembly. NCBI's taxonomy places the organism in Eukaryota, Viridiplantae, Streptophyta, Magnoliopsida, Malpighiales, Linaceae.
UCUUAUUAGGCUCAGAUAACCCUCGCAAGUCGGCGGACAGAGAGACUCUUGGCACGCUAAGAAUUUGAGAACCCAAGUAGGCAGAGAAGGAGAAGGAGUGAAAACAAUAAUCAAGGCAAUGAAUUCAACACUCAUGCUGCGCCGCUUUUGCUGCUGUAAUGCAACAGUGACAUCAUCAUCAGCAGUUUCCUCCCAGAAGAAGCCGCUUGUCUUCUUGGGCUCCCCUGAGGUGUCGGCAACUGUUCUUGAUUCCCUUUUCAAUGCAUCCUCCAAGCCCGACUUCACGUUUGAGGUAGCAGCAAUUGUGACUCAACCGCCUGCAAGAAGAGGAAGGGGCAAGAAGCUGAUGCCUUCCCCAGUUGCUCAGCAUGCCCUUGACAGAGGUUUCCCAUCUGACCUCAUUUUCACUCCUGAAAGGGCUGGUGAGGAAGCAUUCUUGUAUAGUCUAAAAGCAUUGCAGCCAGACCUUUGUGUCACAGCAGCUUAUGGCAAUAUACUGCCCACCAAGUUUCUCAACAUUCCACCAAUGGGGACAGUCAACAUACACCCAAGUCUACUGCCACUUUACCGUGGUGCUGCUCCAGUUCAAAGAGCAUUACAGGAUGGUGUCAAAGAAACUGGAGUAUCUUUAGCGUUCACUAUUCGUGCGUUGGAUGCUGGACCUAUCAUUGCACGCAAAACACUAGAAGUGGAUGAUCACAUUAAGGCUCCUGAACUACUGGAUUUGCUAUUUUCUGAAGGCACAAAGCUUCUGAUUCAUGAGCUUCCCUCAUUGUUUGACGGGGCAGCCAAAGAAAAGGCGGAACCACAAGAUGAUUCAAAGGCCACCUUAGCUCCUAAGAUUACACCUGAGGAGUCUUGGCUUUGCUUUGAUGAAGAAGCCUCAGUCCUGCACAACAAGGUUCGUGCAUUUGCAGGGUGGCCUGGUACUCGAGCGAAAGUAAUAGUUAUCGGCACCAAAAAUGACCAAGACAUACUAGACCUUAAGGUCAUCACCACAAGAGUUUCUUCCCACCGAAAUCAUGUAACUGAAGAAGAUGAGAUUACUUUUGCAAAUGGUGCCUUGGUGUUUCCAUGUGCAAGAUCCAGUGGGCUGGAGGUAUUGGAGGUCCAGCCGCCUGGCAAAAAGGUCAUGCCUGCUGCAGCAUUCUGGAAUGGUUUGCGAGGUCAAAAGCUGAAGAUAGUAAAGAUGGAACGAGUUCUCCCUGCGGCUAUGUCAACAUUGUAAAGCUUUUCUUAAUAAAAGAUUCAGGUAUAGCAAGCCUGUUAGGGCCGUCACAUCUCCCCUGGGUCAUUUCCAGGAUACUCUAAAACCAUAAGCCUUGGUUUCUAUGACACAUUGAUGUUGUAAACUUUUUUUUGGGUCAAUUGACGAGAAAUCAACGAAAGUGUUUUGGACAUGCAUGAAACUGUUAUGUAUUUUGAUAGUAGAAACGGAAUGAUAUUGGUA